AUGUCGGACCAGUCCCCACAUAACGACCGGAAGUCCCCGGAAUUCAUGGGCGAACCUGUUCUCAUAUUCUCAGAGCCGAACUUUGGGGAACUCCCACGGUCAGAGCACCCCAACUCGUCGUUCCUCACGUCUCCUGGAUCUCAUGACCACUACCCGCUCGACUCGCCAGCGGCGGCGGCUGGUGCAGGCCGUGCAGACGGACCAUGUGAGUCACAGACGACGGGCGAUGGUGCUGGACAUCCGACGCAAGAUGGUUCUACGCGCCGCCGAGCGCGAGCUACGAGCGACGCCGAAGAUGCUUCACGUAAGUCUAAGAAGGUGCGCCACGCGUCCAGGGCGCCGUCUGAGCAAAUCGCAGCACCGAAUGAACAGAGCGUCGAUGAAACCGCGAAGCACCCUCGAAAGAAAAAGCCGAAGCGUAAACUCCCAAAGGGAACUCCUCGUGAAGCCAGUGACUCCGGCGCCCCGUCUCCAUCCCAUAACAAUCUGUCCCUCAACGUCGUCCAUGCAAAGGUGGCGGGACAGUCGUCCAACCCUGCACCUGAGCAGGACCAGCCUGCGCCGAGCGGAGCGCCUGGAUCGACCACUAGUAGUCCCCCGGAAACUCCCGUUGCCCAUGCAUCCGGUGGCUCCGAUGCUCCCUCUCCGUCUGAUGACCAUCCGUCCGGUGAGGACGUGCAUGCGAAGGAGGUCAGGCAGUCGCUAUUCAACCCUGCACCUAAGCAGGACCAGCCGGUACCGAACGGAGAUCCUGGGUCGACCACUAAUAGGCUCACCCUUGAAUCAGAGCACAUGGAAACUCCCAUCUCCCAGGCAUUAUCCAACUCCGCACCUGCGGACGACCGACCGGCACCGAGCGGACCAUUCCAGGCGACCACUGGUAGUCUGCCUUUGGCAACAAAGCUGGUGGAAACUCCCCUCGCCCGCGCAUCUGGUGUUUCAGUCGCCCCAUCUCCGUCCGGUGCCAAUCCGUCCCUCAACGAUGAGCCCUCGAAGGUAGCAAAGCCAGCACCUGAUCCGUCGGUGCCGAGUCAACCAUCUGAGCUGACCACCAGUAGUCCGACCUGGGACUUAGAUUUGUGGGAAAUCCCAGAGCUUGAUGCUGCGUUACUUUCAAUUGGCCAGGCACAAGUCGCUGAACAGCCUCGUGGUCUCGUCAUGCAGCCGAACCAUCGCUUCAUAUCCACGAUGCAGCGGGCGCAAGACAGCAUUGCUUUACUCUCAGGAAUCGCGCCUACUGCGAACGCACCUGUCCUGGCUGCCGCCUCGCUCGCUGGAAUCGCACCUACUGCAAACGGACCUGUUCUCUCGUUUGCUGGAAUCCCGCCUACUGCGAACGCACCUGUCCUGGCUGCCGCCUCGCUCGCUGCCGCCAUCAAUAAGUCGUUUCAGGGCAGUCAUGUCGGCGCUAUAUUACAUUCCCAAUCCGACGGCCCCGGCAGUCCUGCGCGCACGAACGACCUCGUACAGGACCAUGGGACCGACCGCCCGGCGCCAGACCCCUCGCAACCCGACGGCCCCGGCAGUCCUGCGCGCACGAACGACUUCGUACAGGACCAUGGGACCGACCGCCCGGCCCCAGACCCCUCGCAACCCAACGGCCCCGACAGUCCUGCGCGCACGAACGACCUCGUACAGGACCAUGGGACCGACCGCCCGGCGCCAGACCCCUCGCAACCCGACGGCCCCGGCAGUCCUGCGCGCACGAACGACCUCGUACAGGACCAUGGGACCGACCGCCCGGCGCCAGACCCCUCGCAACCCGACGGCCCCGGCAGUCCUGCGCGCACGAACGACUUCGUACAGGACCAUGGGACCGACCGCCCGGCCCCAGACCCCUCGCAACCCAACGGCCCCGACAGUCCUGCGCGCACGAACGACUUCAUACAGGACCAUGGGACCGACCGCCCGGCGCCAGACCCCUCGCAACCCGACGGCCCCGACAGUCCUGCGCGCACGAAUGAUUUUGUACAGGACCAUGGGACCGAUCGCCCAGCACCAGACUCCUCGCCCUCUGGUUACGCUCCGGCUGCUUCUCCGUCCAAGAACGGCCGGCGCCGCCGUUCAGGACGCACUACCGACCCCCCCGGCAAGUAUGCGGGGGCCGAUCCAGACUCAUCCGGUCUUAGCGACGAUUACACCCCGGACCAUGGGGAGGGUCGUCCUAAGAAAAAGAAGAAGAAAUUCUCCGAUUUUUUUGAUCCUCGGGCUGACCUAUCAGAGUCACAGGACGUGUCGCCUAGCACCAGCGUGCCCAACGCCGCAUGGCCGAGCUCGCCAACUGCGUCGAAGAAGCAUCGUCGACCAGGACCGCUUACUAGUGACGAGCUCGCGGCUGUGGAAGCAAAGCAAGCAGAAGUCGACGCGUGGUGCGCAAGUAUGGCUGCCGUGUCGCGUAAGAGUCCUGCCCUCUUCCUGAAGGCGCUUACGCUGCCUGUGGCAAAGAGGUUCCGUGGUCCCAAUCCCUGGACAGCUUAUGAACGGUGGUAUCGUGUUCAUCGCGGUAUUCACACGGAUGAAGAUCCGGACCGCUUUAUGGCCCGCAUGCGUGCGGAUUAUCGUGCGCUCUUCGAAGGGAUCGACGAGGACGACACCCUUGCCAGAGCCGAAAUUGUCAAGCCGUUCAUCGAAUGGGAGCGUGAAUGCAUCGAAGAGUACCUUGCAGAUGCCGAGCAAAACGGUAAUCUGCGCAAGGAAUUACAAAGUGCCUUGCGAGAAAUCAAUGCCAUGGGCCGUCGUCUCUAUAUGCUCUAUGGGUUUCACAUGUUCGGGUCUCUCAUUCACCUGGGCAACGCUGGCUCUUACUCUUUUGGCAAUUCUCCUGAAUGGGAAUUUUUCAAAAAGCGUUACGAACAGGACUUUGGAGCCACUUUGCAGACCUAUCAAGCGCUGCUGACACUGAGCCGUGAUCAACUUGCGAACGGGGGCGACGCAUUCGGGGAUCUCAUCCCACCUCCUUCCGCCGUGUCGAAGGCAGAGUCCAGCGAUAAGCCGGAUACCAACUCGCAGAUUGGCAACAAGUCGAAGCAGGGAAAGAAGGGAAAGAAGGACAAGACGGACAAGAAGGGCAAGAACCCGGAUUACCGCGACGGUCGCAAUAAUCUCUUCCAAGAUCAUAUGUUGACCAGCCUGGUUGGCAUCAACUCUAAGGCCAAGCAAGUUUCCUGGAAAGGCCUGUCCGACCUGUUAUUCAAGUGGAAAUGCCGGCUGGUCAACUUCAACCCGCACGUCAACCUGCAUUGUUCGAAGAAGUACCACCGCACCGGCUUCUGCCUCAAGGGCGACCACAACGGCGACUUCAUCAAGGACAUGGUCGACGCACUUGAGCCCGGCGCGAAUACUGAGGGGGCCCACCCCAAGAAGUUUUGGAUGGAGAAGUGGAGGGAAGAGGAAAUGAAGCUGCCUGUAGCGCAGCAAGGCGCCAUCCCACUGAUCCUCGGAUGGGUACCGUCUCAAAACCCGCCUGCAAACAAGCACGUUAUUCAACACGUAUCACCGCACCGCCCUUCGGACAGCAUCGCGCAGGUGGUUCUCUGUCGCGUGGCGUCUACGGCGGCUUGGUAUCGUGCUUUUGGUCCGAAAGAUCAGAAGGAGCGCAAACCGAAGUCUAAAAAGCGUUCGAAGACUAAGCCCCGUGGAGACGGCGAUGCCUCAGGGCCCGAGGAAGACGAGGAUUCUUCCUCUGACGAUGAUUAUGACGACUUCGAGGAUGAUUUGAUCGCGCGUGCCGUUGCUGCCGCCGCAGCCAGCGGCUCAAUCGACCCAAAGAUGCGAACGGCCCCUUCCAAGGAACGCGUUGACACAAGCAAACCUGCUGCACAAUCCCGCGAGGUGUCUUCCGAACAAUUGUUAGCGGGUACGCGAGGUGAUCCAGGUGAUAACGGGGGAAAUCGUACGGACAACGUCGAUGUUGACAUGCAUGUAUCCGAAGAACGCCCUCCCUCUCACGUUGACGAGCCUGCCCACCCGCCCCCACCUACUGUCGUCAAGCCCAAACCCAAGCCCCGUCCUGUCGGCUCGAAGAAAAAGAAGGAAGUUGUUCCCGCCGACUCCCCCAAUGUCACCGCGCCUCUUGAACCCCCGUCACGGGGCACGGGUGUGCUACAUCAAGAUCAUGCACCACAGGGUGCAGGCAACGUGGAGUGCUCUGAGGACAGCCACCCUCGAUACUCGUCGCACGAAUAUGAGCGCCCGCCGUCGCCGGCACCUUCCAACAAGAAACCGAAGCGUCGUCCGAAGCCCAUCGAAGUCGAUGAUGAUGAACAUGGGGGUGUGUCCGCGCCCCCCCCGCACCGGCAUGAUCGCUACCGUUCGCUGUCCAAAGAUCCGGAACGUCGCUCGAACCGGAACGAUGGUCCUGCAGAAGAAGGAUUCCCUAUGGCUCCUCCCCGGUGGUCGGGUUCCAUACCGCCAUCGUCCAGAGCCCGGGAGCGCCUGCGGCAGCAACAACUCUCGGAACGACGACCUCACGCUCUUAUGCCUCGCGACUACGAUUACGACAUCGGCCGCUUACAACGCCGCCGCAGUCGUUCUCCGGAUUUUGACCGUUGGCGGCAGAUGUCUCCAUCUGUUGAUUGGGAUGCACCUGGAUACGCGGAGCUACCUCCGCGGCACGCCUACGACUCAUACUACGAUGAAUUAAAGGCGUCCCUAUCACGACUACGACACGUACGAUGA
Messenger RNA from Punctularia strigosozonata HHB-11173 SS5, 4677 nucleotides. RefSeq lists its product as uncharacterized. Bases 1 to 4677 code for a protein of 1558 amino acids. NCBI's taxonomy places the organism in Eukaryota, Fungi, Basidiomycota, Agaricomycetes, Corticiales, Punctulariaceae. The record is from RefSeq and is a predicted model, not a curated record. The transcript has 29 exons.